AUGAAGAAGAUGGACAACACUGUCCUGUCUGGAAUGUUGGCGGACCCCCUCAAAGACAAUAUGGCCUUCAAUGCUGACCAUGCAGAAAACUGCUUGCCACAGGGACUUGCCUUUCAGUUCCGCUUUAUUGAUGCUUACGGAGGCGACAGAAAUGAGUCCGAACCGAGUUCUCCAAACAGCAAUCAGGCACCAGCAGCCGAAUGCAGAGUGAGAGAAUAUCGCGUAUUGUAUUGUGAUAUCAGUGUAUCGCUACAGCUAUACACUAUUUGUAAGUCUGUUGCUGGCAUAUUUUCCAGUUUUGAUGGAGAAAACACUCCGAAACGCGUUUUUUUAGUACGAGCUCCAACGUGGGCAGCUCUUUACUCUCUCCUUUGUGUGCAGAUUCGCCGACAGGGUGGCAUCCAGCUGCUGGUGGACCUGUUGGAUCACCGGAUGACAGAUGUUCACCGCAGCGCCUGUGGAGCCCUGAGGAACCUGGUGUACGGCAAAGCCAACGACGACAACAAGAUCGCCUUGAAGAACUGCGGAGGGAUUCCCGCUCUGGUCCGACUGCUGAGGAAGACCACUGACCUGGAGAUCAGGGAGCUGCUCACAGGCGUUCUGUGGAACCUGUCGUCGUGCGACGCCCUGAAGAUGCCCAUCAUCCAGGACGCCCUGGCCGUGCUGACCAACGCCGUGAUCAUCCCGCACUCGGGCUGGGACACGUCCCCCCACACCCAGGAGGACCGCAAGCUUCACCUGCACUCCUCCCAGGUCCUCCGCAACGCCACAGGCUGCCUCCGGAACGUGAGUUCUGCCGGGGAGGAAGCGCGGAGGAGGAUGAGGGAGUGCGAAGGCCUCACAGAUGCCCUGCUUUACGUCAUCCAGACGGCUCUGGGGAGCAGCGAGAUAGACAGCAAGACUGUGGAGAACUGCGUGUGCAUCCUGAGGAACCUGUCCUACCGUCUGGCUGCGGAGACGUCGCACAGCCAGCAGGGCGGCUCCGAGGAGCUGGACGGCCUGCUGUGCGACACCGGCGGCAAGGACGCAGAGAGUUCUGGGUGCUGGGGGAAGAAGAAGAAGAAAAAGAAGGGUCACGACCAGUGGGACGGCGUCGGGCCCUUCCCGGACUUGGCUGAGCCUCCGAAAGGCAUCCAGAUGUUAUGGCACCCCACCAUCGUCAAGCCCUACCUCACGCUGCUGUCCGAGUGCUCCAACCCGGACACCCUGGAGGGAGCAGCUGGGGCUCUGCAGAACCUGGCCGCCGGCAGCUGGAAGUGGUCCGUCUACAUCCGAGCCGCGGUGCGCAAAGAGAAGGGCCUGCCCAUCCUGGUGGAGUUACUGAGGAUAGACAACGACCGGGUGGUCUGCGCCGUGGCCACGGCCCUGAGGAACAUGGCUCUGGACAUUCGGAACAAGGAGCUCAUCGGCAAAUACGCCAUGAGAGACUUGGUGCAUCGCUUACCCGGAGGCAGCAACAACAACAACACCACCAGCAGCAGUGGCGGCGGAGGAGGAGUAGGAGGAGGCAGCAUCAACAGCAGCAUCCUGGCAGGGAAGACCAUGUCGGACGACACCAUCACCGCGAUCUGCUGCGCGCUGCAUGAGGUCAUCACCAAGAACAUGGAGAACACCAAAGCCCUGAGGGACGCCGGCGGCAUCGAGAAGCUCAUCGGCAUCGCGCGCAGCAAGGGAGACAAACAUAGUCCCAAAGUGGUGAAAGCAGCAUCGCAAGUCCUCAACAGCAUGUGGCAGUACAGAGACCUCCGGAGUCUUUACAAGAAGGACGGCUACUCGCAGUACCACUUCGUGGGCUCCUCCUCCACGAUAGAGCGGGACAGACAGCGACCAUAUUCUUCCUCUCGCACGCCGUCCAUCUCUCCGGUGCGGACGUCCCCGAACAACCGGUCAGCGAGUGCUCCCGCGUCCCCCAGAGAGAUGAUGGCAUUGAAGGAGAGAAAGGCAGACUACGAGUCUACCGGCAAUGCCAGUUUCCAUGGCAACAAGGGCGAGCACACGUCCCGGAAGGACGCCAUGACGGGUCAGAUCACAGGUGGGUCUUCAACCCUGCACAGAGGAGCCUACGUGUCCCCUACUGAUGAUCUGAAGUAUAACCAGGUCUCUUCCCAAGGCCUGCCAUCGGAGCCCUAUCCUCCUUUCCAGAACCCCCCGCCACUGGACAGCAGCAACUACGAGGACCAGGCCUUCUACGACAGCCAGGUCCACUCGGGAGGUCGUCCCCCGCAGGGCGACCUCAACAUGCACCUACAGGGACUAAAGUCCACCGGCAACUAUGUAGACUUCUACUCGGCCUCCAGACCCUACAGCGAGCUCAACUACGAGACCAGCCACUACCCAGCCUCACCGGACUCUUGGGUCUAAAGGGACACGUGGAACGGAGGAGGACGAGACGAAUGACCGGGAGAAGGGGGGACGGUUCAAGUUUGGAGUUCAAGCUGAGAGGACAGUUUGCCUCCCUCCUCUCCCUCUCCCCUGUAGUUUCUGAGUAGCAUUAUAGAUAGCAGGACAAAGGAGGAGGAAGAGGAGACGGAGGAGUAGGACGGAGACAUUGGGACAGAGACGUCUGAGGACGGCACGAAAGGGGGCCGACGUGAAGAAGAGCUGCCACGCAUGUGCAUGCACACCACCAAUCGGACACAUUUUGUUCAUGUGUUGCGUUUCUGAUCAACAAGUGUUUUCAAAGAGUGCUCAGCUCGGCAGGAAGACCUUGGACCCCUGAGGGACGAGACAGACAUGGGGAGAGAGUCUGAAUGUACGGGGUACGGGGAGGGAGAAGGGAAGGAGAGGAAGGUUUGGGUCGGCGAUUGCUUUGGGGAUCGGAAGUACGGCGGCGAGAGAGAGAAACGGAUAAGCGGUCUUCACGGCUGAAGGUUGAGGGGGACACGGUGAAAGUGGUCGCCUGUAAAUAUGUGCUAUAGCAACAUGGCUUGUAGUAACGUGAAGCACAAGAGGCAGAGCUGUCGGACGUUUAGUAUGUCACUCGUACUUUUAGUUUGGGCUUCAGCGAGGUGUCUCCUUCUCCGGCCUGGAGAACGGAAACGUUUUGGAGGUUUUUUGUUUUUGUCCGUUUCUUUCUACUUUUUUAAAUUCCCGUGUAUAGUAUUUGAUGUCCCACUGUAUGUUGACGCAGAUGCAUUGUGUACUGUACAUUGCACUAUUUCUCAUGUUCUUUUCUGGCCUUUUUAGUUUGUUGUUGUUUUAUUUUAUUUUUGUUUUUUUGCCACUGGGUCGGCCUCACCCGAUAACCUGGUAUCACACGGAAUAGUCGCACUUAAAAUCUCACACCACAGUCAUCUGUUUGUCGCUAAUGUGAAACACUGGAGAUGAACUGCUGGGUCACGGUGCUCCUUUCACUGCCCUGCUGUUAGCAGACGGUACCGCCGCCAGGAAUAGCCGAAGAGAAAGAGAGAGAGCGACUGACGCGCCAUUCUUUCUCUGCUCGCUUUCGCUUUUCUAGGCUAGCUUUUGCGCUUCGACGUCGCAAAUCCGCUCUUUGUCGUUUAGGGGAAGGGCCUUCCUCAAAGCGACUCGUCACCCGUUGUUGUAUAUAACCGUGCCAAACAAACGUGACAACGUCUCCUCGGCUUAACGGAGUGCAUCAAAGGGUCCAAGUUCAGCUGAACAGCCUCUCGGUUCAGACGACGCUAGUUUGUACAUGCUUUGUUUUUUUUAAAAAGAAACUGUGUUUUACUGAGAUGAAAAAGUGUCUAACUUGCACCAACAAAAAGAAAACCCACCCCCACACACACGACAAAAAAAAAAAAAAAAAGUUUAAAAAAAAUGUAAAACCCCACUGAGGCACAGCGGGGCCCCGGCAGAGCUUCACUCGCUCCGACGUUGUACAAAAUUAGUUGAUUUCUGUGUUGUAAAAUAGUCAAUGUUUGAAGUACAAAACGAAAAAAAAAAAAAAGAAAAAACUUUUCUGAGAGAUGGGUGGCAGUUCUAACUUCAUGGUAGACAAAUCUGUUAAUAGAGUACGGAUAUAUAUUAUAUAAAUGCAAAUAUAUACUUUUUAUGUGCAGAUGUGGAUGUCACUUAUAGCAGCAACAGUAACGGGAAAAAGACUUGUUAAAACAAACGAAAAAACAAAACCAAAAAAAAAAAAAAAAAAAACAACAGCUACAUGUAGGCAUUUUGUUCACAUCUUCUUUUCUUGUCAACACACUAAAUUGUCAACUUUGUGUAGUAACGUUGUUGCUAUGUGGAGUAGAGUAGCCCAGGCGCCAGGGAUCUACGUUGUCGCUGAUUCAAGCCAACAAGGUGCUACAUUUGUUGAGUAUUACCAACGUGUCGGUGUUUUAACAGUGCACAAACCAUCUCCGGAUUAUUCUGGGUAUCCGCACGGCCUUGCUGGAGUAUUCACACUGCUUGGACUUUUCUUUAAUACUUGUUGUGUCACAGAACGCAAACUCUUAUGGACUUGAAUUGGAUUCAAUUGGAUAGAUGGAGUGUGAGUGAGAAGGAAAGAGAUGCAUCUUGUUUUCUUUUGGGUUUUGUUUUGUUUGGUUUUUUUUUUUUUACUUAAAUGAAAUCUGGAAAUGUGGAAGACAUUUGCAUUUAUGGUCAACACACUGCAAAAAAUAAAAACUGGCAGAUUGUUUUACUUA
Molecule: messenger RNA, 4607 nt
Organism: Poecilia latipinna (sailfin molly)
Lineage: Eukaryota; Metazoa; Chordata; Actinopteri; Cyprinodontiformes; Poeciliidae
Product: catenin delta-2-like
Exons: 14
Coding region: 1-2361 (786 amino acids)
Biological process (GO): dendritic spine morphogenesis; cell-cell adhesion
Cellular component (GO): cytoplasm; postsynaptic density; plasma membrane
Molecular function (GO): protein binding
Source: RefSeq, a predicted model, not a curated record